AUGUACACUCAACCGCCACGUUUCAUGUGCUUCGAUGCAAGAGUAAGUUGGGCUAACAUUUAUUCCUAGAGCCUAGAUACAAUAAUGAUAUUUCCUUAUCGGAAAUUGAAUUGUUAUCAAGAAUUUUUUAUCACUAGACAAAACACGUUAAUUCUAGAUAAAUUCUAGGACGUUUUCUAGAGAAAGUUAUGAAUCUAGAAAUGGAAUUUGCCACGUCAUAACUCGAAAUGAUUUCUAUAUAUUUUCAGCUCGUCGUAAUCGUUCUUUGCGUCGUCGGAAUUGUCGGAAGCGUUGUUCAAACAUUCAAAGAAGAAGAAUUUUCGAUGAAAUUCGCGACCGCUUUUUCGAUUUUGUUCGAAAUCAUCACAUUGGUCGGAGCUGUUAAGAACAAUGUUGUUGCUCUUCGAAUCUCGCUUUAUAUAUCGGUAAGAAUUUUCUAGAAAUCAAGGGGAAAUUGGACUCCGAGAGAAGUACACACGAAUAAAAUAUGUGUGCGAUAGAGCGAACUUGAUUAUUUUUAAGAUAAAAACACCAAGUACGCAUUAAACUUUGUUGAGCAUGUGAUUAUUCAUGAAAAACCACCUGCUUAUUUAAUUCAUAGUUUCGCUUUCAACUACGGUAGAUCUAAUCAUGAGAAUAAAGUGAAAAGGGAGAGUGAGAAAGACAAAACAAAAAUUUCAUGUUAGGGUAAAUUUAAAGUAGGGACUUUCUAACGGAUUUGUAGAGCUCGGCGCACUGAAAACGAUGCUGCUAAAAUAAGUUUUCUCAAAAAUGAAUUUUUUUUGCAGUUGAUCAAUGCGAUCUUCUUGCUGAUGACAAUCUUGGUUGUGCCAGUAAUCUUCGCAAGUAUGGCUGCCGCUGGAAUCACUCCAACUUUCAACGAAACCCAAUUGGAACAAGAAUUGGCAAGCCUUCGAAAUGACUCGAAACAAGAGCGACACGAACAUUUCGUGCAUGGUUUGGUCGCCGGAUACACUAUCGAAUUUUUGACUGCCAUCGGAUUCGCUUGCGCUGUUGCCAAAUACGUUCUCAUCAAUCGUGUCUUCGUCUACGCCAAAGCUAUCGAAGCAUCUUCGACUUAUGCUUAA
This is a messenger RNA of Caenorhabditis angaria, 1088 nucleotides long. Lineage: Eukaryota; Metazoa; Nematoda; Chromadorea; Rhabditida; Rhabditidae. The record is from the annotation of a GenBank genome assembly.